AUGGCUGCAGAGAAUAGACACUCUGGGAGGGACAUGAAAAUGGAGUCUAGGACUGGGUCGCACAUGGACUCAAGACAAAAGCAUAACCUAAGUUUAAAACCUCAAUACCGAAGAGUUAUUAACAGCGUGGGUGAGGAAAGUAUAACACAUCAAGUUAUUUUUAACCAUUCUGGAUCCAGAUUACAGCGAAAACCUGAACUGAAAGAACCAGAAUUUAAUGCAAUAUCCUUGUAUCGUGAAGGAAAUAGCAUUGUUGAAUGCUCCCGUGAAAGGAUCGUCCCUUCUGAACAUUGGUUCCUUCCUAAUCAUGGAUCAUGCAUCCAAGUGAAGCUGCAAAGAGGGGAGAAAAUUUUAAAAGAGCUAUUCUGCCGACAGUGGACAUCUGACAGUUAA
This is a messenger RNA of Sphenostylis stenocarpa, 393 nucleotides long. Lineage: Eukaryota; Viridiplantae; Streptophyta; Magnoliopsida; Fabales; Fabaceae. The record is from the annotation of a GenBank genome assembly.